UGUAGAAAUAAUUGUAUGCUCUUCCUGCCAUAAACAAGAAUAAUGUAACACUUUAAUGUUGCAAAAUUCUUUAAUUUUUUACUGAUUUAGAAAGAUGCAUAGAAAACAUAACUUUUUCUCUCUGCUAGAUUAUACUUUCAUAUAGUUGCUAAACAUGCUAGUUAUUUUUAAGGCCCAGGUAAAUUUUAAUACGUUUUGGAAUCGUUUUACGAGAAAAUGACUGAAAAUAGCAUCAUGAUUUCUAAGUCACAACUCAGCAUAAGUGAGAAUUUGAUCAAUCUUGACACAGCAAAGCCUUAGGGCUCCUUUUCCUUUAUCUGAUGUUCUUGUUGAGAUUAACUAAAUGAGCCAAUUAUCAUUUUCUUCUUAAAUGAACAAGCAUCUAUUGAAAUGAACUGAGAACAUCUUUGACUCCAGAUCCCGUUCCAUGCCAGAUUUUAUUAAAUAUGUUAUGUCUUCUUGCAUCCCAUUCUUCGUCUGGUUCUCUAUAACACAAACUAUAACCCAGGACUGUGCAUCUCUCCCUACAAAUUAGCAUCACAUCGCUACCCUGGAUGGAGAAAUGCAGCCUUUGUGACCUAUGACUGGCUGUGAAUGACAAAUCAAAAGUCAGCAUUUUAGAAAUCAGCUGGGUUUUUCUUUUUCCCCCCCAACUGAACUGCAGCAAGGAGAGGAAAGGGAGCAUGAAAAAGUCAGAAAAUAAAGUUGUAUCUUCAACACCAAAUUUCCAAAGUGUGAGCAACUCUUUCUACCCUGUUUCUUCAAAGUCCAAGUAAUCCCUCCUUAGAGUGUCACAAGGGGAAAAACAACCACCAUUGCCUGCUCGAUUCCAAUCUUAAGAUUUUUGAGUGGGAUGGAUUCUACCCACUUCCUGCCUGUGCCUGCUGCCUUUCUUUAACCUUGGAAUGUUGAAUGCCUUGAAUCGGGAUGAAGAUGAUCUGCAGGGGGCCAUGCCGCUUUGCAUGCUGCUUGAUCUCGCUCCGUUCUAAGUCGCUAGAAGUAGCGGGAUGGUGUGGAAGCCAAGCGGUAGAGAAGCGUGCGCAGGCACGCUGGAGGCCUUCUUACAUUGCUUCCGGGCAUCGCUUCCUGAAAGCAGUAGGCAUUAAGAGACUAAAGGGUCGGACUUCAGUAUCUGUAGCAGCCGGCAAGGUGUGCCUCCCAAGGCUGCUCCAAUAGCUGCCAGGCAGAGGCGGGGACGGGAGACGAGAGGCGGGGAGGUCGCUUGCCUCCACCGCCUGCGCUCACACCCAGUCAGCUAGCAAGUAAGGCCCUGCUGGGGCUGCAGCCCCGCUCUGGGUGUGUGGCUGCUUCCGCCUCUAGGGGAAGGUGAGCUGUUUGCGAUUCUCCCGCCUUUUAUGUCCGCGGUGACACACUCUCUGUCUCACUCGCCCAUGAGUCUCCUCGGGAGCUACCGGAAAAAGACCAACAAUGAUGGCUAUGAAUCUUUGCAGCUGGUGGACAGCAACGGUGACUUCUGCAGCAGCCGGGAGCGAACCGGCGGCGGCGGCGGCGGCGGAGGCAACCUCGGCAAACAAGGGGUGAUCCCCGCGGUGGUAGCAGCAGCCAGGAGCCCAGCGCGACAGCAUCAGCAUCAGCCGCUCGACUGCAGCACCAUGGACAGCUCAGGUGCCUCAUCUCCUGACAUGGAGUCUAGCUAUGGGGGAGGACUAUUGGACAUGAUGAAAGGUGGUGCAGGGAGACUCUUCAGCAACUUAAAGGAUAACUUGAAAGACACUCUAAAAGAUACUUCUACUAAAGUGAUGCAAUCUGUUGCAAGCUAUACCAAGGGAGAACUAGAUAUUUCUUACAUUACCUCAAGAAUUAUUGUGAUGUCAUUUCCGGGUGAAGGAGUCGAACUGGGAUUUAGGAAUCAUAUUGACGAUGUGCGGACAUUUCUUGAUUCAAGGCAUCCUGAUCAUUACACAGUUUUCAAUUUGUCACCAAAGUCUUAUCGUACUGCACGGUUUCAUAAUAGGGUAUCUGAAUGUAGUUGGCCAAUUAGACAAGCACCAAGUCUCCACAAUCUCUAUGCUGUUUGUAAGAAUAUGCAUAACUGGUUGCAGCAGAAUCCAAAAAAUGUUUGUGUCAUUCACUGUAUGGAUGGCCGUGUGGCGUCAGCAGUCUUGGUCAGUGCAAUGUUCUGUUUCUGUCAUCUCUUCUCUAAUCCAGCUUCUGCUGUUCAAUUGCUAAAUUCAAAGAGACCUGGGGUAGUACUCUGGCCAUCCCACAGAAGGUAUUUAGGAUAUGUUUGUGAUCUAAUAGCAGACAAACCUGUCCAGCCUCACUGCAAGCCUAUAACCAUCAAAUCAGUCCUUCUUAGCCCAGUGCCCUGUUUCAACAAGCAGAGAAAUGGCUGCCGGCCUUUCUGUGACAUCCUUAUUGGAGAAACUAGAAUAUUUACAACAUCACUGGAAUAUGAAAGAAUGAAGGAAUUCCGUGUUCAAGAAGGAAAAGUUGUUAUUCCACUAGGAGUCACUGUCCAUGAUGAUGUAGUUGUUUCUGUCUACCAUAUGCGAUCCACUAUUGGGGGACGGCUUCAAGCUAAAAUGACAAAUACACAAAUGUUCCAGAUUCAGUUUCACACUGGAUUCGUACCUCUGGGAUCAACAACAUUAAAAUUUACUAAGCCUGAGCUGGAUGCAUGUGAUUCACCAGAAAAAUAUCCCCAACUCUUCCAUAUCAUUGUGGAAAUUGAAGUAGAUUCUACUGAUAGGCAGACUGACUUAACUCCUCCAUGGGAGAAUUUCAGCACAAAAGACAUCAACCCAAGCAUUCUUUUCUCAUCGCAUCAGGAGCAUCAAGACACCCUUGCUCUGGCAGGUAGAAGUUCUGUAGAUGCAGUGCAAGAUAACCUAAAGAAUGUUGGCCAGGGUGCAUUCUUGUCAUCUCUCAGCUGGCAAGAUCAAAAGGCAGAAAGAACCAGUUCUCACCCCAGCUCUGAGGACAGGGCAGCACUGGUCCAUGAAGAAAGCGAGCAAUCUGAUGAUGAACUCUUAUCCCUCUCCAGUCAGCACAGUGGCACUAGCACUGACAAAAUUCACGGCACUUCAAAGCACAGCAAAAAGCAGCAAGAGCAGCCAGGCCCACCUCCACAAGAGGAUGCAGAUCUUCUAGGUUUGGACGGCACUCCUAUGAACUAUCCAGCAGCCCCCACUGCACCACCAUCUAACUCAGACUUGCUGAGUGACAUUUUUGGGGUUGGAAAUUCUGGAGGAUUAAGUCAAGGCAGUCAGGGAGCUGUUGAAGAUGUCUUUCAGAUGGGUGGAACUGGUUCGGCACAGUCAACUCCACGGCGGCCUGCAACUUCAGCAUCCCCAUCAUUGUCCCCAAGAAUAGGAGAAGCAUCUGCCUUUGACCCAUUUGGGGGUAGUCCUAAGAAACCUGUCCCAGAUCUUUUAGGCUCUUUCCUUUCAUCAAAUGCCAAAAGUGAUCCUUUUCUUCAAGCAACAAGAAGUCCUUCACCUACAGUGCAAGGGGAUCCUUUUAACAUGGGUCCUUCGAAUACACCAACAGUUUCCAUUCAGCCAGAUAUUUCAGGAGACUGGGAAUGGCCUAGUAAAUCAGGUAUGGUGAGCAAAUCAGCUGCUUCCAGCCCUACAGGAUCACUGCACAAUACCCCCACACAUCAAGCCAAACCACAAACUCUGGAUCCUUUUGCUGACUUGGGAGCUCUUGGUGCAAAUCUAGCAGGUUGUCCUUCUUUUGCCAGCAAACCCACUACACCUACAGGAAUGGGAGGGGUUUUUCCUCCUAUGGGAUCACCACAGAAACCAUCUCCCCAGCCAAUGGGAGGUGGCAGCUGGCCACAGGGCCCUGGAUUCCCUAGGCCUCAAACCCAGACUAAACCUCAACAAAGCAUGCCUCAUUCUUCUCCGCAAAAUAGGCCGAAUUAUAAUGUGAGUUUUUCUGCAAUGCCUGCUGGUCAAAAUGACCGUGGAAAAGGAUCGGGCAGUUCUGAUUCUAAGCCCAAACUGUCUGCUGAUUUUGAGGAUCUCUUAUCUGGUCAAGGUUUUAAUGCUCAUAGAGACAAAAAGGGUCCCAGAACAAUAGCAGAGAUGCGAAAAGAAGAAAUGGCCAAAGAAAUGGAUCCUGAAAAAUUAAAAAUCCUUGAAUGGAUUGAAGGGAAGGAGAGAAAUAUAAGAGCACUGUUAUCUACCAUGCAUACAGUGCUAUGGGAAGGAGAAACGAAAUGGAAACCUGUAAGCAUGGCUGAUCUUGUAACUCCAGAACAAGUGAAAAAGGUUUAUCGGAGAGCAGUACUUGUUGUUCAUCCUGAUAAAGCUACUGGACAGCCAUAUGAACAAUAUGCAAAGAUGAUUUUUAUGGAGCUCAAUGAUGCCUGGUCAGAAUUUGAAAACCAGGGCCAGAAGCCUUUGUAUUAGCAUUCCUCCUCAGACGUUGCUGUAGAUCUGUGCUAGUGCUUGUAUUGUUCCUUGCCACAUGAUUUUCACAGCUGAACUGAUGUCUGGCUGGAGAUGUAAAAGUAUUAAUACUAGCCCAAUUAAAAAAAAAAACUCUUCAUGGACAGGAACAAAAGAGAAGGCUGAUCUUCAUGAAUUACAGAUGCAAAAAGAAAGGAGUUCUUGGGACUGAUUUAUAAUGUUCUUUCAGAUUUAAAUAGGCAUUCUAUUACACUAGGAUUGUUUGCCUUGGAACAAGUGAGAUAAAACUGUCUCUUUGCCUUUAGCAAAAGGGACUCUGUACCACUUUGGAUGUGGCUUGAUUUUGAAGUUUGAAUCCAGAACUAACUCAAACUACGGUACAUCUUCAUUCAUAUGUAGUUAUUUAAAACACUCUCUUUCUUAUCCCAAUUGGCCCUUAAAUUGUUUGUUUUAUUAUGUUUUGAAUAUGUCAGAUAAAUAACGGGAUUAUAUUGCUGGUAACUUUUUGCAGCCUUAAGCAUAGUAUUGCAUUUCAAGUUUGAGAUUUAAGCAGACAUUCUUCACAAUAGUUGAAUUGGGAGUUGCAUCUUUAAAUAAUCUGUUAUGUUAAAUCAGAAACCUCUUGGAGAUGAUAUCAAAAUCAGUAGCAUGCUGUGUUGACUGUUCUGCACUAAUAGAAACUGAGGGUGUGGUUAUAGUGCAAGCUUUUAAAAUUCUCCAUUGAGAUAUAUUAUCUUCUUACAUACAGGUGAAUCCUUGACUUUUCCUUAAAUUAUGUUCUUCCAAAAUUUUAAUCGAGUUCAAUCAAGCAUAAGCUUCCCAGAUCAUUUUUUAAUACAACUUGAGUGGAACAUAGGCUCAGCUAUUAAGUCUCUGGAAAUAAUUUAUUUUGUAACUUAUUCAAAUGAUGGAAUCUUACCUACAAUAGAUAUAUUGGCUCAAAAAGCAAUAAAAUACAAACGUCUGUAUGGUACCUAUGAAGAUAAGUGUUAUUUUCACCUUCUUACAAGACUAACUUUACAUAGUACUCUUUCCGCAGAGACACACGUAAUGGCGAUUUUAUUUUGGGGUAUUUCCUGAAUGAAAUCCAGUCACAGGCAAUUAUGCAUUAUUUUUCCUCCUAAAUAACUGUCAUUAAGUCAGCUUAAGUCAGGAACAACCGUGUAAACCCGGACUGAGUAUUAUUGAUCCUGAAGUGACAUUUGAAAAUUGUAUUUCUCAUUUAUUGAAUGUAUGGUAGAACUGCAGUCCUGUCACACACUAGAAUCUAUUAUACAGCCUAUCUCCUCAGAAAGCUAUUCAGAGAUAGGUCUAAAAACACUGGGUGGAGGAAAAUUGUCUGUAUUUUCACUAGGAGGCUAGUGGAUCGGCAGAAGUUUUCACUCUUUCUUAAAGGGAGGAAUUUCAAGGUAAUGUGAAAAUCUUUGUCUAUUUAGUGUUUUUAAGACAAUCUGUUUUUCUGUUCUGAUUUUCUAGUGAGAAACCCUUUUCUGCAGACACAGCAUGUCAACCAGCCUACAUUUAUUUUUAUAUUACAUGCCACCUUUUUGUUGUAUCGAUCCAUUAUUUAUUGCCAUUUACUGCCAAUGUGAAUCAAAAACAUCAUGUUCUCCUUUUUUUUGUAUAUACAAGACAUUAAGAUGUUUGAAAAGUAUAACAAACUGGAUGUUAUUUAUUAACAUAUUAUGAAAUGUUUUGAUCAAGUAUGUGCUUGUCUAUUAAAAACAUUUUGGAAUGUGAAUUAUGUUCCUGUGAAUGGUUUUACUCCUUUAUUUCCACCUGUAGAUGUUUACGAUGCUGUAUAUAAAUAGAUUUAAUUAAUAUAGCAAACAUUUUUUGAGAUUAUACCAAUGAUUAGCUUAGUGUAUCAAAUUUAUUAUUUUUAUAAGUCCAGCUAACUCAAGUUUAUGUGAAACACAAAGCAAUCCUUACGUUUCAUCUAAUUCAGCAUCAUGAAAAAUUAAUCCAGCUUUAACACCUCCUCUAACUGCUGUGUUUUAUGCAUGAAAAUGAGACUUGCUAUGCGAUCAAAAUGAUGGAGACCAGGAAAAGUUUCCUCUUUUGUCUUUUUGAUGCUAUCAGGAAAUAACACUUUUAUUCAGGUGUAUCAAGAGUUCUUUUUCUUCUUUUUGUAAAUCUGCAGU
Molecule: messenger RNA, 6526 nt
Organism: Ahaetulla prasina
Lineage: Eukaryota; Metazoa; Chordata; Lepidosauria; Squamata; Colubridae
Gene: DNAJC6
Product: DnaJ heat shock protein family (Hsp40) member C6
Exons: 20
Coding region: 1356-4382 (1008 amino acids)
Biological process (GO): dephosphorylation; synaptic vesicle uncoating; clathrin-dependent endocytosis
Cellular component (GO): intracellular membrane-bounded organelle; cytoplasm; vesicle
Molecular function (GO): clathrin binding; phosphatase activity
Source: RefSeq, a predicted model, not a curated record